Messenger RNA from Gaeumannomyces tritici R3-111a-1, 1248 nucleotides. RefSeq lists its product as hypothetical. The transcript has a single exon. NCBI's taxonomy places the organism in Eukaryota, Fungi, Ascomycota, Sordariomycetes, Magnaporthales, Magnaporthaceae. The record is from RefSeq and is a predicted model, not a curated record. Bases 142 to 891 code for a protein of 249 amino acids.
CUCACCGGCCACGGCUAGCUGCAUUCAGCCGCAGCGGACUAAAAAGAAACGACAUGCCAAAGCCAUAAAUAGUUACUUACCACCCUGAGAGUUGCAAACCCAUAUUAUCAUGGGAAACAAGCUUCUGUUGCGUUCAAACUCAUGUGUCAAACCUCCCACAGCAUAAACUGCACCAUGGCGUCCGGCACCACCACUAUCGCCUCAUCCUCCCCCUCAGCUCCCCCCUACCACCAGAUCCGGGCGCUGUACGACGACGACACCAUAACCGUCUACCAGGCCUACUCAGCCGCCAUCGCCGACGCGGCGGUCGCGGCGCAGCGGCUGGACGCGUCGCCGCUGUUCCGCGCCGCGCGCAUGACGUGGAUCAAGCCGUCGUGGGGCUGGAUGCUGUACCGCGCCGGGUACUCGUUCAAGGACGCGCGCCAGGAGCGCAUCCUCGCCAUCCGCGUCCGCCGCGCCUGCUUCCUCGGCCUGCUCGCCAGGGCCGCCCUAACGCAUCACCGCCACCCCGCCCCCGGUGCAGGCACGACCACGACGACCACGACCACGACGACAGAGAAGCAAGGGGAAGAGGGCGAUCAGGGGGAGCUCGAGGUGCGCGGGAGGGGAGAGGUGGUCAGGGUGCAGUGGGACCCGGAGCGCACGGUGCGGCUCGAGCGGCUGGGCCACCGCAGCAUACAGAUCGGCAUCCCCGGCGCGCUCGCAGCGGGCUGGGUCGAGAGCGGGAUCGCGGGCAUCGAGGACGUCACGGGGCGGGCGCGGGAACUCAAGCGCACGCUCGACCGGGACCCGGGCGUCUCCGACCAGCAGCUCGUGGAGCUGGGCCUGGUGCCUGUAGAGAGGCCGUUUGAGGUGUCGGAGGAGCUCCAGGACCUGCUCGGGAUGCGGUGAUGGCGGACCACCGCUCCGACAUCUGGGCUGCGGAAUGGAUGGGUCGACACCGGCGUCCAGCGUUUAUGCCCUGCCCAAUCUUGACUUUGAGCGCGGUGGUCAUCGGCUUGCAGAUUAGGAGGUCCACAUCGCGCGCGACGCGACGGGGCGAGGACGUACACGGCGUCGAUACAGGGUGCCGGACGUCGGCGGGUGUCCUCUACUUUUUCUUUCUUUUUUUCUGCUGUGAAACUGUAGAAAUGUCCGCACCAUCCAGGUGUUAAUUGAUUACCACGAUGUGCAUCCAUUGUCACCACCACAGCUAUCGGCGAACUACCCCCAUCACUGCCGGGCUGUAGGCCAACUGUGCGAGUCAAA